AUUUACAGUCGUUGUCUCGUCAAGUAGCUCAUGUGUUUUUUUCUUAUUAGAAGUUUGGAUUUAAUGUCGGAAUCAAAUGGUCGGGAAGUCGUGUUUGCAAAUCUUUGAUUCGUUCAACUUGUUUUGAUUGAUGAUACGUAUAAUGAGUUUCUGGAUCUCUCGAGGUCUUAGUUGAAAUUGUUGAAGCAAUUAGUGGACAUGUUCUAAUUGUGGUUUUUUAUCGUUUCCAGACAUCUUCAAACAAAUGUCUUUCUUCUGCACCAAACUUGCGGUUUUACGAAACAGAAAUGUUCCAAUGCUGCUCUCUUCACUCCGGUACAUGUCCACAAAGCUUUUCAUUGGUGGCCUAUCGCCCGGAACUGACGACCACUCCUUGAAGGAUGCUUUCUCUACCUUCAACGGAGUUACAGAGGCAAGAGUCAUGACUAACAAAGUGACUGGGAGGUCUAGAGGUUAUGGAUUUGUUAACUUCAUCAGUGAGGAUUCCGCCAAGUCCGCUAUUUCAGCUAUGGAUGGGCAGGAGUUGAAUGGGUUUAACAUCCAUGUGAACGUUGCAAAAGAAUGGCCAAGCUUGCCAUUGUCUUUGGAUCAGGGAGCUAUAGAAGAUGAGAAGAAAAGCAAUAAGAUGGUGAGCCGAUCUGUAUGGAAAGAUCCAUUCGUUGAUGCGUUCUUGAUGAAGAAGAAAAACGGGGCUCUGAACAGGAAGAUAUGGUCAAGGAGAUCUACAAUUCUGCCAGAGUAUGUUGAUUCGUCGGUGAGAAUCUACAAUGGCAAAACUCAUGUGCGUUGUAAGAUCACUGAAGGGAAAGUUGGGCAUAAGUUUGGAGAGUUUGCGUUUACAAGGAAAGUGACCAAGCAUCCUAGAGCAAAGUAAGUGUAGUUCUUGAGAAAUGAGAAUUGGUCACAGCUUGAGAUGAACCAGAAACGAAUCAAUAAGAAUACUGAGCAGUUAAGCUUUGAAGUCUAUUUAUCAGACUCUGAAGCUGUGCUAGUGUUUUUGAUGAUUCAUGAAACCUGAGGAAACUUUUGUAACACUGUUGAUCCUCCAAAGUGUUUUUGUUGUUGUUUUUGAUUCUUCUGGUGAUACUAGUAUGAGACAUUUGAUCCACUUUAAGGCCAAGAUAGCCAUUAACAAUGUGGAAUAUCAAUUUAAAGUC
Molecule: messenger RNA, 1157 nt
Organism: Raphanus sativus (radish)
Lineage: Eukaryota; Viridiplantae; Streptophyta; Magnoliopsida; Brassicales; Brassicaceae
Product: 40S ribosomal protein S19, mitochondrial-like
Exons: 4
Coding region: 245-874 (209 amino acids)
Biological process (GO): translation
Cellular component (GO): ribosome; small ribosomal subunit
Molecular function (GO): mRNA binding; structural constituent of ribosome
Source: RefSeq, a predicted model, not a curated record